UCCACAGGUAGCGCCACGUCAACCUAAAUCCAAUAACUCGUAAUUCUCAUAACUACGAGCACCGUCCGCUCUACAUCUUGGCCAUCCCAGAUUAAAACACGUGGAUCUAAACAGUGACAACCAUCGUGAUGACGGUUAGUUUAAGUAUCUUCAAAUAACAGCCGGGUAAGAAUUAGCGGGGUUUUUGUCACCGUCACUGUUCGUUAUCUUCUACUGCAAAAUCCCAGUCUCCUCGUUUGAGUUUCACGAACCUUGGCGAGUGUGAAGGGGUUUUAAUUUGUUUCGUCAAGGUUCUCCCAUGGAGUCGAUUGUUUGUAGUUUGAGUUCUUUAUCGUUGGCUCAUUUCAGGGCGAAGAGUUUUUCGGUUCAGGAGAUGUUAUUUGGUCCUUGCCGGAGACUUUCAUUGCCGAUACUUCAUGCAUCGGUGGCUCAGAGCUUUCCCGAGCUUCGAAAAUCUACUUCUCUUGCUGCUAGUGGUACCUUGAUGGCCAAUUCCGUCCCGUCUGGAACUGGUGUAUACACAGUUGGUGACUUUAUGACUAGGAAAGAGGAGUUGCAUGUUGUGAAGCCCACAACCAGUGUUGAUGAAGCAUUAGAAAUUCUGGUGGAGAAAAGGAUCACAGGAUUUCCAGUUAUUGAUGACAAUUGGAAAUUGGUUGGUGUAGUUUCUGACUAUGACUUGUUAGCACUAGAUUCCAUCUCAGGUGGUGGAAGGACAGAUACAAGCAUGUUUCCUGAAGUUGACAGCUCGUGGAAAACAUUUAAUGAAGUACAAAGGCUUCUAAGUAAAACAAAUGGAAAGGUGGUCGGCGACUUAAUGACAACAGCACCUCUUGUUGUUCGAGAAAUUACCGAUCUCGAGGAUGUUGCUAGAUUAUUGCUUCAGACGAAGUAUCGCCGCCUUCCUGUGGUCGACGCAGAUGGAAAGCUGGUUGGAAUUAUCACAAGAGGCAACGUGGUAAGAGCUGCUCUACAAAUUAAGCAUGCUGAAGAAAACAGAAAAUGAUUUUCCUAUAGGAGGAAUCAGAGUCAAUCUGAAUGUUGUUAGCACAGAGGGUUCUGAAAUGCAAUCAUACAAUUUUGGCUUAUGAUUGUAUAAAUAUUACACCAUUACCUAAACAUGAAAGACAAAAAUGCAUUAUGAUGGUCAAA
Cucumis melo (muskmelon) is the source of this 1152-nucleotide messenger RNA. RefSeq names its product CBS domain-containing protein CBSX1, chloroplastic-like. The coding region runs from base 299 to 1006 and encodes 235 amino acids. Lineage: Eukaryota; Viridiplantae; Streptophyta; Magnoliopsida; Cucurbitales; Cucurbitaceae. The record is from RefSeq and is a predicted model, not a curated record. The transcript has 8 exons.